UUCCAUACAUUCAUCCCAAACCGCAAGAACAAACAAAGAUCUAUAAAACCAAAUUCCCAAUCCAAAUUAAACCAAAAAUGUCUCUAGUGACAGACGAAAUUAGAGCAUCUGCUUCAGAAGUCUACCAUGGGGAUGCAAUCUGUCAAGAAAAAUCUAAGUUUCUGCUCACAGAAAUGUCACUUCCCAAUGGUCUCUUGCCUUUAGAAGACAUCGAGGAAUGUGGUUAUGUGAAAGACACCGGCUUUGUGUGGCUUAAGCAAAAGAAAGAGAAGAAACACAAGUUUGAAAAAAUCGGAAAGCUUGUAUCAUAUGGAACAGAAGUAACGGCGACCAUAGAGAAGGGGAAGAUCAAGAAACUUACGGGUGUUAAGACUAAGGAGCUUAUGCUGUGGAUCACACUUAGUGAUAUAACUGUUAAUGAAUCCAACCCUGAUAAGAUCAGUUUCCAGGCCACUUCUGGCUUAUAUAGAACUUUUCCAGUGUCGGCUUUUCAAGUUGAGGAUGUGAAGAAAGAUGUGGGUGUGGCAAAGGAUGCUAAAGUAGUUGAAGGGGAUGUGACUAAGGAAACCCAAGUCAAGGAGGUUUGAGUAAGUGUUUUGCACAAUAAUAAUUAAAUAUAAUGAAGUUUACAUUAUAUAUAUAGCACGCAAGUAAUCCUUUUUUUUAUGAAUUUCACUUUAUGAUGUAUCAUCUUAUCAAUAAUGAAAGAUCUACUGGUUCAUGUUUAGAAGUAUGAGUUUUGUUAUCGGAUUUCUUUCUAUAAUGUAUUCUUCCUAUAUUAUAACCAAAUAUAAUGAUAUUUUGAUCGUA
Molecule: messenger RNA, 810 nt
Organism: Lactuca sativa (garden lettuce)
Lineage: Eukaryota; Viridiplantae; Streptophyta; Magnoliopsida; Asterales; Asteraceae
Source: RefSeq, a predicted model, not a curated record